This is a messenger RNA of Osmia bicornis bicornis, 1502 nucleotides long. RefSeq lists its product as uncharacterized. Bases 1 to 1425 code for a protein of 474 amino acids. The record is from RefSeq and is a predicted model, not a curated record. The transcript is spliced from 7 exons. NCBI's taxonomy places the organism in Eukaryota, Metazoa, Arthropoda, Insecta, Hymenoptera, Megachilidae.
AUGAAAGGUUCUCGUUCGAAACGAAACGGUCCAAGGAAAGUUGCCUUUUUGAAAGAGUUACUAUUGCUUCUAGUAAUUUGCGAAUUUUUUAAACCUGCUCAUUCUGUGAAUGGAGUGAUAUGGAAUAAGAAAUCAGGGAAUUUCGUGCCCAUUUUCAGCGAUCCAUAUUUUGCUGCAUUUAAUCAGGAAAUUAUUAAUCGAAGUCGGGAACGAGAAACGCACAAUUUCCAAGGGAAAGUUGUACGAUUCACUUAUUUUGAGCAAAAGAAUCUCGUCGACACUGAAGCAAAUGGAACCAAAGUGUCGGGGGCGAUUGGAGAAAUGUGGCACAUUUUAGCGCAAUACUUAAAUUUCACAUUGAAACCAAUCUUAAGCAAAUAUCCAACAUUAGGAGGUAGAUUUCCUAAUGGAUCUUACGAAGACGGUUUAUUGAAGAUUAUUCAAGGAAACGAAACGGAUGUGAUACCAAGAGUGGAAGCUUUUACCACACGUUCCGGUGCUACUCAGUUUUCUAUGCCUUUAUGGAUAACCAGACAACGAUUUUACAUCAAACGUAACGAGCAACAUCUGUUGGAUUGGAUGGUGCAAUUAUUCGGUCCAAAAGUUUGGUACGCAAUAGGGUGGACGUAUCUCUUGCUAAGCGUUUGCAGUUACGCUUGUCAAAAGACAGCGGUGGCACUUACAUAUCAGAAGUUUCAUGUAAAACUGAGUGACCACAUAUUCUACAAUUUUGGCGUGAUGUGUGGUCAAAAUUAUAUUCCGCCAAGUCUUCUUAAGAGCUCGAACCUAGUGGAAUUAUGGUUGAAUAUAUUUUCUACCCUAAUUAGAACAUGUUUCGGUGCAAUUGUAAUUUGUUACAUGACAAAAACUAUUACCGUACCACCUUUUUCAGAUCUAUCUACUUUAAUCAGCAGCUCCUCGUACCAUGUUCUUCUGAAAUCGGGUUCUUUGCCGCAUAUAACAUUGAUGACAGCCGACUCUAAUGCGGUGGCAUUGAGAAAAACGAAACGAUAUACUGUCGUAGAAACGAUGGAUGAGCUAUACAGGAUGGGAUGUUCAACGAACAAGCUAUUUACUGUGGCGCAAAUCGCAGACAUAAAGAAAGCUAAUGGCUUGCGCAUCUGUCGAUUAAAUCCAGUCGGAAAAUCUGUUUACACGGUAGUGGUAAGUUCUGGAAUUGCGUGGAAUUUCGAGUACAAGAAAAGCAUCGACGUCGGAAUAAUAAAACUAUACGAAGUCGGCUUAAUGAACCGAUUAAAGCAGUACUGGAUAGAAUCAAACAAUGUGGAGGAAGAAGAAAGUAAUGAAAUAGAUCCGGUUAAUAUGGAACAUGUGGUUCUGAUACUAAUUGUAUUCGGUAUAGGAUUGUUAACAGCUCUUGUUGUCCUUAUACUUGAAAAGCUGACGUUUUAUUAUACUAAUUAAGAUAUUUUUUCUUUCACUUUAAAAUGUUUUACUAAUGAAUGAAUAAUUUUACAUUAAGUAAUUAUAUUAUACGUUUA